CUCGUCUCGGUCCGCUCCAACUGCAGCCACCUGAAGUCGGCCUUGUUGUGCGCCCACAACUUUCUUCGUUCGUCUUCGUCAAAUGAGUCCCCAGUUCCAAGGACCAACGUGUGCUUACAAGAGCGGCAAAUGCGGCAAUCCUCGCGCCAUCAAGGUGAACGGCGACCCGCACUCACUAUGCUCGUACCACCGCGACAGACAAAACGCCCACCAACGCAAGAGCGACCGAAAAACUCGCCACGCUAAGAAGCACAUGGAAGCAAGGGAACCGCACGUCGACACUAGGCCAGCGCUGGAAUUCCCACCCGACUCGUUCUUGUACAAAAGCGAAGACGGGUUGCGCCAUCCCCUCGUCACCUUGGAUAACACACACACGCUCGAUCAAGAACGCUUGCCAUCGCAACACAGCUACCGACUACCCCCGAUUCGAUUUGUGCUGCAAGCCCACUUUGUGCCUGCAAUGGUGCCCCGCCACCAAAUCCCAGCCGUCCAUCUUCACGCAGAAGUUUGACGAAUCGUCCAUCGUGACAUGGAGUCUCACGUGUCGGUUGCAUGUUUGAAUAACAUUGCGUGGAUCUCUCGAUA
Aphanomyces invadans is the source of this 585-nucleotide messenger RNA. RefSeq lists its product as hypothetical. The coding region runs from base 83 to 511 and encodes 142 amino acids. The transcript has a single exon. The record is from RefSeq and is a predicted model, not a curated record. Lineage: Eukaryota; Oomycota; Saprolegniomycetes; Saprolegniales; Verrucalvaceae.